Molecule: messenger RNA, 4032 nt
Organism: Sinocyclocheilus rhinocerous
Lineage: Eukaryota; Metazoa; Chordata; Actinopteri; Cypriniformes; Cyprinidae
Product: VPS10 domain-containing receptor SorCS2
Exons: 27
Coding region: 126-3599 (1157 amino acids)
Cellular component (GO): membrane
Molecular function (GO): protein binding
Source: RefSeq, a predicted model, not a curated record
CGCUCUGUUUGUAGCUCUGCUUCCCCACCCUCUUCCCCUCUCUCUCUCCCUUUCUCUCCCUCCCUCUCUCUUACAUUAGAGCUUCCCAUCUUUCGCUUGCAUCGCACUCGCUUUGACAGUGUUAAAUGAAGGCGCUCAUCAUGGCAGUUUUGGCGCACCUGUACCCAGCAGUGUUUUUCGCUUGCGCGUGGAUGUCACUGUUCGGACCGAUUUCAUGUCACACCGGCGUUAUAAACCAGAGAAACGUACGGGACCGAGAGCUUGACAGCCGCGGUGGGCAUGUCAUUGGUAGAGAUGAAACGCUUAUCUCAGCGCACAGCCGCGGAGAUUACAGCGGGGACCCGGGCGGACCAGCCAUGGGAUUUCCCCGGGUCCGGAGGGCAUCGACUCCGGAGAAAGUGUCUCUACUCAGCAGCUCUUUCGUCCUUAAAGGGGAUGCCACCCACAACCAGGCAAUGGUCCACUGGACGGGUGAAAAUAGCAGCGUCAUCCUCAUUCUCACUAAAUAUUACCAUGCAGACUCCAACAAAGUUCUUGAGAGUUCCCUUUGGAGAUCCGGUGAUUAUGGGUCAACCUACACCAAGCUCAACCUGAUGCCUGGGACAACCAUCAUAGUCACAAACUUCUGCAUCUGUCCCACCAAUAAGAAAAAGGUGAUCUUGGUGAGCUCCAGCAUCAAUGAACAUGACCAGAUGCUCUUCAUCAGCACAGAUGAGGGUUCAUCCUUCCAACGGCAGCCUGUCUCCUUCACCGUGGAUACACUCCUUUUCCAUCCAUCUGAGGAAGACAAACUUUUGGCUUACAGCAAGGAGGCGAAGCUGUAUAUCUCCACCGAUCUGGGUCACAAAUGGACUCUGCUACAGGAGCGUGUUACUAAAGACAGAGUUUUCUGGGCCGUGACGGGGGUGGACGUGGAUCCUGAUUUGGUUCAUAUGGAGAUUCAAGACAUCGGUGGUGGUUACCUUUAUGUAACAUGUCUCAUACAAAAUUGCUCUGAUAAAAUGGUGACAGCACAGUUCUUGGGAAAGAUUGACCACAAUUCCCUCUCAGUGCAAGAUGAAUACAUAUUUGUGAAGGUAACUACAGGAAAUCGAACCAAGUAUUACGUCUCAUUCCGAAGGAAUGAAUUUGUUCAGAUGAGGUUCCCUAAAUAUGCCCUUCCAAAGGAUGUGCAAAUUGUGAGUACAGACGAGAAUCAGGUAUUCCUGGCUCUGCAGGAAUGGUAUCAGACAGACACGUACAACCUCUACCAGUCAGAUCCACAAGGAGUCUAUUACUCCAUUGUGUUGGAGAACGUCCGUAGCACCAAGCAGCCUGAAGAGAAUGUCCUCAUCGACAUCCUAGAGGUUCGUGGCAUCAAGGGCGUAUUCUUAGCCAAUCAAAAAGUAGAUGGAAAAGUGAUGACUCUCAUCACCUACAACAAAGGCAGAGACUGGGAACCACUGGCUCCUCCCACAACUGAUAUGAAUGGCAAACCUGUCAGCUGCAAGCAGCCUGACUGUCACCUCCAUCUCCACUUGCGAUGGGCUGACAACCCGUACGUAUCUGGAACGGUCCACACUAAAGAUUCUGCCCCAGGCCUCAUAAUGGGUGCAGGUAACCUUGGCUCUCAGCUGGUUGAAUAUAAAGAGGAGAUGUACAUCACCUCAGACUGUGGCAAGACCUGGAGACAGGUUUUUGAAGAAGAGCAUCACAUUCUUUAUCUGGAUCAUGGCGGUGUCAUUGUGGCCAUUAAGGACACCUCAAUCCCUUUAAAAAUACUCAAAUUCAGCAUAGAUGAAGGACUAUCAUGGAGCAUCCACAACUUCACCAGCACUUCUGUGUUUGUGGAUGGACUUCUGAGCGAACCUGGAGAUGAGACACUGGUUAUGACGGUAUUUGGCCACAUAAGUUACCGUUCGGAUUGGGAGCUGGUGAAGGUGGAUUUCCGACAGUCAUUUCCCAGACAGUGCACAGAAGCUGAUUAUGACUCCUGGAAACUCACUGACCUACAGGGAGAGAAAUGCAUCAUGGGCCAGGAACGAAUGUACAGGAGGAGGAAAGAGUCAUCGUUCUGCAUUAAAGGGAAGAGCUAUACAUCAGCUUUAACAGCUAAACCUUGCCAGUGCACAGAGAAAGACUUUGCCUGUGACUACGGCUUUGAGCGUGCUCCCAGCCUCAGGUUAGAGGGGGAUCGCUGUUAUCCUGAUUUCUGGCAUGAUCCUGACGCUCCACCUGAAAACUGCCAUUUAGGACACAGCUACAAGUCCAGCACAGGUUACCGGAAGGUCAUCGCUAAUGUUUGUGAGGGUGGCUUGAAUAAAGAACAGAGCGCAAAGCAGCAUUCUUGCCCUUUGCUGGCCCCUAAAGGCCUUCAGCUGGGCAUCAAAGGACAGAUGCUGGCUGUGGCACCUGGUGAUGAAAUCACCUUUAUAGUCCAUCAGGAACAGGGUGACACCACCAGAACCAGAUAUCAGGUGGAUUUAAUGGACGGCGUCAGGGCUAUAUAUGAAAACCUAACUGUCACAGAUGAACCCAUUCAGCACCGUUACGAGAAGCCAGGUGUUUACCGUGUCAAUGUGAAGGCUGAAAACUCUGCUGGACAUGACCAAGCCACACUUUACAUCCAGGUCACAGCUCCUCUUCAAGAUGUCCAUCUGGAGGUGGUCCCAAUCGCUGGCAGAAAUCAAGAAGUAAAUCUCACAGCUAUAGUGCUGCCCACUGAGGCAAACCUUACAGUGUUUUACUGGUGGAUUGGAGAUAACCUUCAGCCAAAGCUGACCCUGGAGAACAGUCUGAUUGCAAGGUUCUCUGAGGAGGGGGAAGUUCCUGUGACGGUUCAGGCUUCUAAUGGUCGAUCCAUGGUACAGGACAGCAAGACUGUCAUUGUCUAUGAUCAAUUCCAGAUCAUCCCAUUGAGUUUCAGUCGUAAUUUGGAUCGCUUUAACCCAAACAUCCCUGAAUGGAGACAAGAUGUGGGACAAGUCGUAACCAAGAUUCUCGCUAAGCUCACAGGGGUUCCUCAGGACUCUUUGGUUACCAUGGUGAAGCCCGGUCUUCCCACCACUGCAGACCUGUAUGUUCUUCCUCAAGAGAGCACACCGGUGAAGAGGAGUGUGUUUGUGGAUAAGCGUGUUCCCACCAUAAAGCAGGUUCUGAGUGAGAACAACGUGAGCUUCAUUGUGAGAGGAGGGUUAAGAGUAUUGGUGACUCUGGCAGACUCGGAUAGAGGUUCUGGUUUGGCUGCAGCAGGUCCAGGUGUUUGGGCUCUAGCUGUCUUUCUCCUCAUCAGUCUGAUCUCUGCUGCAGCAUUCAUACUCUUCAAAUUUAAAAGGAAAAACUACAAAAACCAUGGUUCCUUGCUGAGGCCAGAGGAGAGCAGCCUAACGCGUCCCUGGCUGCGUUUCAGAAAACUGCCAGGACGAAACGUCUAUGCCCAGAUGUACAAUGAGAAGGAGCAGGAAAUGACCAGCCCUGUCAAUCACAGUGAGGACACGCAGAAUAUCAUUCAAGGCGAGGAGUUCAUUGACGACGACCUUGACUCACAGACACUAGGCAACCACUCAGGGGUGGUGUUGAGCAUAAAUUCAAGGGAGCUGCACAGUUACCUGACCAGCUGAUGACCAAUGUGAAGGUGCCAGAGAUGAGCACAAUAGACUAUGCCUUCCUCCUCUCUCCAGAUCUGACCCUUCAGACACCCUUACAGGAGAGAGAUCAGAGACACACCUGCACCAAACCUUCUCCUCCUCUCUCUGUCUUCUGUUCCCCCAAUCCAGGAGGUGGAUUUUGUACCCAUCUGCUGCACCCUGGCUUCACUGAUGAUCACAUACUCUCACGUACAUGUUCUUGUCUGUUGAUCUUUGCACCCUGCAGUCUGUCUCAUCCCUGUCCACCUUCUCUCUCAUUUCUUCUCAUUAUUGCUCUUAUCACAGGAGCAUCAAAUCAGCCCCACUUACUAAUUCCCAGGGAGAAACUCAUUGACAAAUGCUUUAUUUUCCAUCUUGUGUUUGUUUUGUGCCUCUCCUGUGUUUUGUCUUUCAGUCUGAAUAGUGU